AUGCCAGAACCGUCGUUAAGCUCCUCCCACCACGGCUCCCACCACGGCUCCCAACGGGACGAGGCGAUCCUCUCCCAGCACCUCGAUCCCCAAUACACCGCUGCUCUCCACGAGGAGGCUAUCCUCCCUGAUAACGGCGAUGGCACUGCAUCGAAUGCUACCGAUGUCUCGGAGCCCCAGUCGUCGCUCCUUCUCCAGGGGGGCGAUAUGCACCGCGAUCUCUACCGUCUCGAUGCCAAAACAAAAAGAGCUAGGAUGGACAAGCGAGCGGCGACGUUUUCUGCGGCGCCUCGUGGAAGCGAUCUCUUUGAGGAGGCAGUAGCGCCGCUCGAACCGGGCAGCUUUCGCCGGAACUUUAUCCGUCAGCAGGGCCAGGAUCAUCCGGCUCUUCACCGCUCGUUCCUCGAAUACCUCGACCUCUACGGCAAUUUUGCAGGCGAGGAUCUGGAGGAAUCCGAGGAAGAAACCGAACAAGGAGAAGAGGAGACGCAGCAAGAAGCGGAGCGAAGGCCGUUACUUGGGACACAGAGGCACAGACGGUCGCGUUCGUACCGGCCUGGUGAUGCCUCGAAUGUGAAGACGUUCUUCACCCUGCUCAAGGCGUUCAUUGGGACUGGGAUCAUAUUCCUGCCAAAAGCUUUCCGCAAUGGAGGGAUCCUGUUCUCGUCGGUCGCUCUGGUGACGGUCGCUUUGAUCUCGACUCUGUGCUUUCACCUGCUUCUCGAGUGCCGGAGACGGUAUGGCGGAGGGUAUGGCGAUCUUGGCGAGCAGAUUGCCGGAUCCAAACUCCGGUCAUUGAUCUUGAGCUCAGUAGCCAUCUCUCAGAUUGGGUUUGUUUGUGCCUGCAUUAUCUUCACGGCCGAGAAUUUGAGGGCGUUCUUCGUGGCUAUCAUGCCCGAGACAGUCCACUCGCUGUCGACGCUCCGGUUGAUCGUGCUCCAGCUGGUUGUGCUCAUUCCUUUGACCAUGAUCCGGAACAUCUCCAAACUGGGCCCGAUCGCGCUCCUUGCUGACGCGUUUAUCCUGUUCGGGCUCGGGUACAUCUACUGCUACGACAUUGCCAGUUUAGCGAGCCGAGGGCUGGCGCCGCGUGUAGACUUGUUUAAUUCUGACUCUUUCACCUUGACUAUCGGAUCGUGCAUUUUCACCUUUGAGGGUAUUGGUCUGAUUCUGCCUAUCCAGUCGUCCAUGAAGAAACCGCAGUGCUUUGAUAAUCUGCUCUACACAGUCAUGUUUAUCAUCACCGUCCUUUUUACGGGAGUCGGAGCUCUCUCGUACGCCACGUUUGGCGCCGACACCAAGACAGAGAUCAUCAGCAAUCUUCCCCAGAACAGCCGACUGGUCAACACAGUCCAGUUCCUGUAUUCCAUCGCCAUCCUAGUGGGGACUCCAAUCCAACUCUUCCCGCCUGUCCGCAUCAUAGAAGGGAAUCUUUUCGGGUCAGCGUCCGGUAAGCGCGAUCCAGGCAUCAAAUGGAAAAAGAAUAGUUUCCGGACAGUGGCCGUUUUGGCGUGCGGCGUUAUUGCGGCUCUGGGCGCUGGUGAUCUGGACAAAUUUGUCUCACUGAUUGGAUCGUUUGCGUGUGUACCUCUGGUGUACAUCUACCCGGCGUAUCUGCAUUGGAAGGGAGUGGCUGAGUCUCCAUGGGCGCAACGCGGGGAUAUAGCCAUGAUGGUGUUGGGAUUUGGUUUCAUGGUCUAUACUACCGCUGCAACGGUAUCAGUCUGGGUUGCUGAUUCGUGA
Aspergillus nidulans FGSC A4 is the source of this 1743-nucleotide messenger RNA. RefSeq names its product putative amino acid transporter. The record is from RefSeq and is a predicted model, not a curated record. Lineage: Eukaryota; Fungi; Ascomycota; Eurotiomycetes; Eurotiales; Aspergillaceae. The coding region runs from base 1 to 1743 and encodes 580 amino acids. Gene Ontology annotation, cellular component: membrane. The transcript has a single exon. Gene Ontology annotation, biological process: tyrosine transport.